AUUGCUUCAAAUUAGCACCGCUGCCAAAUUGAAAACCCCAUUUCCUAGUCCUCUCCUCUCCUGACUUGCUGAACAGGAAAGGAACCGGAGAAGAAAGAAAGCCCUCCAGAAAGCUAAACUUGAGCAUGUCGAUGGCGGCAGCAGAGACCGGAAGGUCCGACGCCGACACGGAGGAUUUGCUGGACCGAAUGUUGACUCGGCUGGCACUGUGCGAUGACCCAAACCUCGAGGCCUUGCUAUCAAGGCUCCUCCCUCUCGCUAUUUCCACUCUGUCGUCUCAGUCCACCGCUGUUCGGAACAAGGUUCUGGAGAUUUUAAGUCAUGUGAACAAAAGAGUGAAGCACCAGCCUGAAAUUGGUUUGCCAUUGCAAGAUUUGUGGAAGCUGUAUUUGGAUUCUAAUGCUGCUUCCAUGGUUAGGAAUUUCUGCGUUGUCUACAUUGAGAUGGCUUUUGAUCGAGUAGAUGUGAAGGUGAAGGAAAGUAUGACACCUUUGCUUUUAGAGAACAUUUCCAAGCUCCCUCCUCAACACCAAGACAUUAUCUUGAGGAGUGCUGCCAAGGUUAUUGGUGAGUGUCAUGCUAGUGAGAUUGACGAACAGGUUGCUACCAAAUAUAGAUCGUUUAGUGUUUCUCAGGAUAUGGAAUUGUUCGUUGAUUUCUGUCUUGACGUACUAUUGUAUCAACAACCAUCGCAAAGUGGAGGUUGUCCACCUGGGCUUUCAGUUGCUAAGAGCAAUCGUGUUGCUGGAAAGCAUCCACUGAAUGGUGAUGUGCUGUUGACUAGAAAGUUAGGGGUUUUGAAUGUUAUUGAAGCAAUUGACCUGGCUCCAGAACAUGUUUAUCCCUUAUAUUUAGCUGCUACUGCCGAUUGUCAAGAGCCAGUAAUUAAGAGAGGGGAACAGCUCCUGAAGAAAAAGGCAGUGGGUGCUAAUCUAGAUGAUCUGAAUUUGCUGAAGAAAUUGUUUACAUUAUUUAACGGAAGCAUUGCUGUUGAAAGUAUUGCCCCUGAAUCAAGAGUUUCUCCCGGAAGCGUUGUGUUGAAAACAAAAAUAAUGACAAUCUUUUGCCGGUCAAUUGCAGCAGCAAAUAGUUUUCCUGCAACGCUUCAGUGCAUUUUCACCUGCAUAUAUGGGAGUGGUACCACUUCAAGGUUAAAGCAGAUGGGGAUGGAAUUUACUGUCUGGGUAUUUAAACAUGCAAGCAUUGACCAGCUGAAGAUUAUGGGGCCUGUUAUAUUGAAUGGCAUUCUGAAGCUGCUUGAUGGUUACUCAUUCUCAGAAUCAGAUGCUGCUGCCAGGGAGACAAAAAACUUCUGUUUUCAAGCUAUCGGAUUACUUGCGCAGCGCCUUCCCCAUCUCUUUAGAGAUAAGGUUGACAUGGCUGUUAGACUUUUUGAUGCACUGAAAAUGGAAUCGCAGUCUCUACGUCUUGUGAUCCAAGAAGCGACUAAUUCUCUGGCAGCUGCAUAUAAGGUAGACCUCACCGCCUUCUACGGCUGGAUGGGUUCUUUCCCUUUCCUAUCUUUCGCACUUGAACAAGACGAAGUGCGUUUCUGUGCGAUGAGAUGGGCGACAUCUUUGUUUGAUUUGCAGCAUUAUCCCAGUCGAUUUAUUUGUAUGCUUGGAGUAGCCGACUCUCGGUUGGACAUUAGGGAGUUGGCCCUUGAAAGCCUCUUUCCAGUCAAAGAUGAAGGCCAUGCUAUUAGUCAAGAUCUUGAGAUAAAGUACCCAAGAGUUGAAGGCAUGUUGGAUUAUAUUUGUAAGCAACAGCCAAAGUUGUUGGAUUCAAGCGAUAUGGGACAUAACCUUCUUUUUCCUUCUGGAACGUAUGUCGCCAUGAUCAAAUUUCUAUUGAAGUGCUUUGAGUCAGAGUUGAAGCUAGACAGCUCUUUAGGUCGAUCAUCUGAGUUUCUUUCUACAGUGGAGAAACUGUGUACACUGUUAGAGCAUGGAAUGGCAUAUGAGGGUUCCGUUGAGUUGCAUGCUACAGCCUCAAAGACUAUAGUAACAGUCGGUUCUUUUCUUCCACAGAUGAUGGCUUUACGGUAUGCUCAUAGAAUAUCAUGGCUAAGACAGUUCCUGAGUCACAUAGACCUAGAUACCCGCGAAUCUGUGGCUCGACUUCUUGGGAUAGCUUCCUCAGCUCUUCCCAUUGGCACAUCAUCUGAUCUUAUUCAAGAGUUGCUUUCCUCAAUUAGCAAAUCUAAUAAUAUGAGGUUUGAGGUUCAGCAUGGAACAUUAUCUGCAUUGGGAUAUGUCACUGCAGAUUGUGCAUCUAGAAUACCUACGAUUGAGGAGUCAAGGCUUCAGGAUGUACUCAGAUGCCUGACGAAAGUUGCCAACUCUGAGAGCCCAGUUUUGGCCUCUAUUGCAGUGCAAGCUCUUGGUCAUAUUGGAUUACGGGUACCCUUACCACCAAUUCCUGAUAAUAACCGUUCAGCUCAUGUUCUUGAACUAUUGCAUGACAAGCUGAGCAAGCUGCUUUCUGGUGACGAUACAAAAGCAAUUCAGAAAGUUAUUAUCUCCCUCGGACAUAUGUGUAUGAAGGAAACAUCACCGUCGACUCUUAAUCUCGCGCUUGAAUUGAUGUUUAAACUCUGUCGGUGCAAGGUCGAGGAUGUCUUGUUUGCUGCCGGGGAGGCUUUGUCAUUUCUGUGGGGUGGUGUCCCUGUGACAGCUGAUGUGAUUCUUAAAACAAACUAUUCUUCUCUUUCCACAAGUUCAAACUUUCUUCUGGCAGAUAUUAGCUCAUCUUUUCCAGAUCAUGACACUUGUUCGAGAAUCGAAGAUAACGAGGAUUAUCAUGUCGCAGUCAGAGAUGCAAUUACUAAACAGCUCUUCAAUGUGCUUUUAUAUAGCAGCAGGAAAGAAGAGCGCUGUGCUGGAACUGUGUGGCUGCUGUCACUGACUAUGUAUUGUGGCCAUCACCCUGUCAUUCAACAGAUGCUUCCUCAAAUUCAGGAAGCAUUUUCUUACUUACUUGGUGAACAACAUGAACUAACACAAGACUUGGCAUCUCAAGGAAUGAGCGUCGUAUAUGAUCUUGGUGAUGCAUCGAUGAAGAAGAAUUUGGUAGCUGCACUAGUUAGCACUUUAACUGGUUCGGGGAAGAGGAAAAGAGCCAUCAAGCUGGAAGGAGAUACUGAAAUUUUUCAUGAGGGAACUAUCGGUGAAAGUCCUACUGGGGGGAAACUUAGCACUUACAAGGAGCUUUGCAGUCUUGCAACUGAGAUGGGCCAACCAGACUUGGUUUAUAAGUUCAUGGAUCUUGCUAAUCAUCAAGCAUCCCUAAACUCUAAAAGGGGGGCUGCUUUUGGAUUCUCGAAGAUAGCCAAGCAAGCUGGGGAUGCUCUCCAACCCCAUUUACGAUUACUAGUCCCAAGGCUGAUUAGAUAUCAGUAUGAUCCUGAUAAAAACGUGCAGGAUGCUAUGGCACACAUAUGGAAGUCAUUGGUGGCUGAACCGAAGGUAACCAUUGAUCAACAUCUGGACCUUAUUUUUGACGAUUUGAUAAGUCAGAGCGGAUCUAGGCUUUGGCGUUCACGUGAGGCCUCCUGUCACGCCCUUGCAGAUAUUAUCCAAGGGCGGCCAUACAGUCAGGUAGGCAAGCAUUUGAAGGAAAUAUGGACAGUAGCAUUUCGUACCAUGGAUGACAUAAAAGAGACUGUACGAAAUGCUGGGGACAAGUUAUGUCGUGUUGCAACUACGUUGACUUUGAGGCUAUGUGACAUUUCCCUCACUGAAAUAUCAAAUGCCAGCAAAGCAAUGGAAACCGUUCUACCUUUGUUGCUCACCGAAGGCAUGCUAAGUAAAGUUGAUAGCGUCAGAAAGGCUUCAAUUGGAGUUGUUAUGAAGCUUGCAAAGGGUGCAGGCGUUGCACUUCGUCCACAUCUGCCUGAUUUAGUUUGCUGCAUGCUGGAAAGUUUGUCUAGUCUUGAGGACCAAGGUCUCAAUUAUGUUGAGCUUCAUGCCGCUAAUGUUGGAAUCCAGACAGAAAAACUGGAGAGUUUGCGAAUUUCGAUAGCAAGAAGCUCCCCUAUGUGGGAAACUCUAGAUCUCUGCAUUAACGUUUUGAAUGCAGAGUCAUUAGAUCUUUUAGUGCGACGUGUUGCUCAUUUGGUCAGAUCAGGGGUUGGCCUCAAUACUAGGGUUGGUGUAGCCAACUUCAUCAGCCUAUUAGUUCCCAAAGUUGGUGCAGAGAUAAAGCCAUUCACGGGCAUGUUAUUGAGGCCGUUGUUUCCAGCUGUUCAGGCGGAGAGAAGUGUUGCUGCAAAGCGUGCAUUUGCAAAUGCUUGUGCUGCUGUUUUGAAACAUUCAGGUUCUUCUGAGGCCCAAAAGUUAAUUGAAGACACAGUUGCUUUGCAUGUUGGUGAUAAAAAUGCACAAAUCUCUUGUGCUGUUCUGUUGAAGAGCUUUUUGUCUGGGGCAUCUGAUGUUAUGAGUGGAUACCAUGCAACUGUGGUUCCUAUCAUUUUCAUUUCAAGAUUUGAGGACGACAAGCAGAUUUCUGGAAUAUAUGAGGAAUUGUGGGAGGACACCACUAGUGGGGAACGUGUAACCCUCCAACUGUAUUUGGAAGAGAUCCUUUCUCUUGUCAGUGAGGGGCUUGUAUCAUCAUCAUGGUCAAGUAAACGAAAGUCUGCCCAAGCAAUUGUGAAGCUUACUGAAGUCUUGGGUGAAUUAUUGUCUUCUCAUCAACGCAUUCUACUUGAAUCUCUUAUGAAAGAGCUUCCUGGUCGUAUCUGGGAGGGGAAGGAUGCUCUUCUCGAUGCCCUUGGUGCACUUUGUACCUCUUGCCACAAUGCAAUUUCCUCUGAAAAUCCCGCGACAGCAAAUGACAUUCUUCUUAUUGUAUCUUCUGCAUGCACUAAAAAAUCGAAGAAAUACCGUGAAGCUGCAUUCUCGUCACUUGACCAGGUCAUAAAAGCCUUUGGUUAUCCAGAGUUCUUCAAUGUCAUUUUCCCGAUAUUGUCUGGGAUGUGCAGCUCAGGUGCUGCCAAUAAAUCAGCUCCUCCACCUAAGAUAAAUCAGGCUGCUAAAGCAGAGCCAGCUGACGAUGAGGAGUCCAAUGCUCCAGUGGAAAAAGUCCUGAGUUGCAUCAUGUCUGCCGUUCACGUUGCAAAGGUUGACGAUGUUCUUCAACACAGAGAGAAUUUGAUGCAAGUGCUCUUGGUUUCCUUUGCACCGGGGUUUCAGUGGAUAGUUAAAAUGGCGGCAUAUUCACUAGUGAAGGAAUUAUGCUCAAGGUUCGACAGCGUCUUAAAUGAGAACUCUGGCCAUCCAUCUCAGCACGACAGCGUCAACUCAUUGAUUAAGGAGCUGUUUGUUUCCUUAUCACCAAAGGUAGUUGAAUCCAUAGCUACUGUAAAGAUUGGUCAGGUUCACAUUGCUGCAUCGGAGUGCCUCGUGGAGAUCGGGAAACUGGCCUGCCGUGUUUCUGCGUUGCAGUGGGCGGAUGUUGGGUAUAAAGAAGAGCUGCUUCAUCUAUACGAGGUUGAAAAGAACCAGGAAGCCAAGUCGCACCUGAAGAAAUUCAUGGCCAUGUUUCAAUAGUUGCUCUCUUUCCGCCUUGUUUUUACUUAGCUCGGAACAGUAACUGGAGAAACCCUUUUGGUAAUCACACCCAUAUGAUGGAACGAAUAAUACAUCAUUCUUACUAAAAUGCAUACAUUCUUCACAAACUAAGUCGGAUCAAGUGGCAAAAUAGCUCUCGUCAUUGGUUCCUUACCGGAAAAAUCAGUUGUAGCAUAUUUAAACUCCGUUAGAAGGUUUAUCGAUUGAACUAUUGGUAUGAUAUGGUUUUUCGCUCCUUGCUUAAAAGUGGGUUAGUAAGUGUAAUUGGGAGUGUGUAAUUCACAAUUGAACCGAACGUAUCCUUAUUCCUCAUCAUUUUUGGUACAUUCGAGUGUAAUUAUAGUUCUACAAACAAUCUUAAUG
This is a messenger RNA of Linum tenue, 5936 nucleotides long. The record is from the annotation of a GenBank genome assembly. Lineage: Eukaryota; Viridiplantae; Streptophyta; Magnoliopsida; Malpighiales; Linaceae.